Molecule: messenger RNA, 10298 nt
Organism: Cinara cedri
Lineage: Eukaryota; Metazoa; Arthropoda; Insecta; Hemiptera; Aphididae
Source: the annotation of a GenBank genome assembly
AUGCUCUCUGUGGACGACGGCGAGAACGGGUCUGCGCUGUAUUCCACGCCUAUCACAAAAGUCGAUUUGAAUGGAUCUAGAAACGAACAGCUCCUAGUAACGAGUUUAGAUAAUCAACGUGUUCGCCUAUAUACUUGGACACUAUUCCACAGUAGCAACACUCAGAAUGGGCUAGUGACGGGCAAUUACCAGAUUUGUUUGGGCAAAGGCCGGGAAUUUAUCCGGUAAAUUGGAUGCAUUUAUUUUCAAUGUAAUACACAUACAUUAGGUAUACUGCCACAAGUUGUACAUGAAAACUUUUUUUAUUUUUUAUGUGUGUAGAACUACUUACUUAAAUUAUGUUGAAUAGAAUACUUGAUAAAUGAACACGGCGUAACAAUUAGUUUUCACUUUAUAAUUGAAUAUUAAACUAGUCUCAUUUAAAAUUUUAAUAUUAAAACAUAACUUUUGUACUUUACUUUAUAAUUUGAAUAUUACAAUUUAACCAAUUAAUGGACACAUUUUUUUUGCUUUUAGACAUAAAUUGUAUAGAUAUCUAGGUAUUUGAUAAAUGAACAGAUAAAAAAAAAAAAAAAAUGUUCACCCGAAUUGUUGGAAGACGUAAUAUACGUGUGGAUGAAUACCCGGGUAAAUACCCAUAACAUUUACCUAACCUUUGGAUAUUUACCCAAGGCACAUCGUUAGUUUGGACCGCGAUGUUGACGGGAAACCACCGCAUUUAUCUUCCCGAAACUGAAUAUCAAAUUAUAGGUAUGCUAAGCUAUAGGUAACCUAAUCAAUAUAAUAUAUAUCAAUUCACCAAUUUAAAAAAAAAAAAAAAAAAAAAAAAAAAACUUUUUAAAAUAAUAGAUUAUAUUACAGACAAAUAGCCCAUAAACUCUAAUUUUAGUUAUCUCCUAUUGGUUAUCAUGCAGAAUACAAUGUUUCAUAGGUACCACAUCUGCUUUUGUUUACUAUUAAUUUCGUUGAUGAUAUUGCGAAUACGUGUAUACGGUAACUAAUGAAUAUUAACUGCUGUAUGUUUUUAUAGACAGUAAGUCGUAAAGUUUCUAAUGUUUCGUUUUCGAAAUUUAUUUUCACUUUUUGUUUGAAAAGAAAAUCGUUAUCUAUGAUAAAUGCACAAGAUAUAGAUUUUUUACUGCAUAAGUUAAUAAUUUGAAUGUUUGAGAAUUGAUGGUAACAUUUACUACAGUUGAGCCGAGUACAGUUAGAGGUCCAUUGUUUGCCCCUGUGAAUACUAUUGGUGUCUUUUUCUAUGUGUUUAUUAGGGACAAAAGUGUGUGCCUAAUGCAACAAAUGUUAGCACCAGUGUCAACGGUUAAUAAUAUGUUUGCGUUAUCUAAGUACGCGUAGAUGUGUAGUGAUUCUGUUAAUGUAUUUAUUCCACGACUUAUUAUGUAAUUAUCUAUUUUUCUAUUUGUUUUAGACAGCAAAGAAGGGGGACGGCUUUUGUCAAUGCGACCGUUUAACAUAGUUAUUCGUUUUUUUUUUGUUUUGGUUAAAAUAUUGUUUACAUUCACGGGCAAUGUGUCCUAUCCCACUGCAUAAUUGACAUAUCGGUGGAUUUUCAGGGAAACGACAAGUUGUGCGUCACUAUUGUGUGAUUGUGUAGUUUACGGUUUUUGGCAUUGAAUACUUGGCGUUUGAAAUUUAAAAUUAUUUUGUUUAAAUAGCUUUUAUUGUGGAGGAGAAUUGUACUAUUUUGUGUUAAAUCUAAAUUGAUUUACAAACUGAUAAAAUAAAGCGGUGUCCACAAAUAAUACAACGUACUGUAGAUAGUACUAAUGUUAUAUACUAUUAUAUUGUGAUAUAACUAGUUGGCCAAUAUUAAAAUUAUGAUAUAUACCGUAUUGUAUGUAUCAUUACGAAACUAUAUAAAAGAAACCGUUCGAGGACUUUUCGGAUAUUUGAAAAACCCUGCAACCCUGUUGCGCGGAUUGGUUGGUAUUUAUUCGCAUCAACUAAAAUCGACUGCAAUUUUUUUUCAGCUCGCACCAAUGAUAAGCGUCUGGAAAAGAAUUUCGCAAAACAAGUCGUUAAAAAUUUAUUUUAUUGCUCACGAACAAGUAACAGUUACGAAAUAUUUUAUUUUAUGAUUGAAACUUAAUUCAUAACUAUUGUUAUGAAUUACGCCAGUGGCGUAAUUACAGUAUCCUUUUGCAGGGAAACGAUGACCCGGAUAAAAACAAACCCGAUGCGUCAUUGGAACUCUGCUCCCUUUUUAUUCGUUAUCUUAAAUUUAUGCGAGGUCCUGGAAACAUAUGGAUCGUGUUUUUUUUUUUUUUUACCUAAUUCAUGACGUUAUACGAUUUGUUUAUUGCAUAGAUUUUAAAAACAUGUUUUUUUUUUAAAAAAAAAAGCGCUUUUUUGGUUAUACGACCCGGAUCACCUCCCUUCCCUCGUAAAUACGUCACUAUCCUUAAACCUGGAUACAUAAUUAUUAUUAAUAAGAUAUAUGCAGUACGCAUGGCCAUUUUUUGUUUGAACUAAUUGUACUCAUCACUCGGCGGGUUUCAGAAAUGAAAUAUGAUAUUACAAACUAUCACGAAUAAAAACUAAAAAGUUAGCAUUUUAAAUUGUAAAAUUAAUAAAUUAAAAUUCCGUUUGACAUUAUGUGAAAAUUACGUUAUACAUGAAAUGAAGGUUGCAAUACUAUGUGUUCUGAAAUGUUAACACAAUACUAACACUUGUUACUUGUUUAAUAUAUUAUAGAUUUAUAGUGAAAAUAUAAGAACAAGAAACCAAUAUAACAUGUGUAGGGUUCAAGUAUAAAAAAAAAAAUAAAUAAAUAGUCAAGGUAGCCAAUUGUGUACUGUACAAGUAUUCCGUAUAAUUGAAAGAUACUAACUAGUAGAAAAAUAAAAUGUUCGGUUGAAAACCGAUUUUAAAAUGUAUUUGUACUUUAAUAAACGUUAAAUAUUCUCGAGUUGCAGUAGCUGCGAAUACGCUAAAACAUACCUACGCUGUUAUACGUGAAUAGGUAGGUGUACAGAUGUAUACAUUGUGCAUUAUAUUAUUAAAAACAUAUUAUCUAUACGUUUGAACGUUUUUAUCAUUUUGUCGAUGUGUCGUGUGCAAAACGUGACGGAACUAUAAAAACCUUAUGCCUCGUUCCAUUGGCGCAGUGGUUCUCGUAUGCGUAAGUACCCUAAAAUGUGCCCCGAGUGACAUUAUAAAUAGUAUGAAUAGUUUAGGCGCCACUUGUAACACAUAUAUUUUCGAUUGAAAUCCAAAUUGAAUUAAAAUCAAAAUCACUCUCGGUGACUUUUUGCGCGUCAGCGACGAUUUGAGAAAAUAAUAUGCUAAUAUUAUGAUUUAUACUGGCAGAACUGUUUGUGUGUAAAUGCACAAUAUCCGUUACGGCGCUAUAGUUAUUACGAGCUUAAAAUUGAUUGAAAGUCGUUUAUUUUUUUUUCGCGUGUGUGUAAUAGCUGCAAACGUCCGUGAACGUGUAUAGUGCGGUUUUUAAGUAAACGCCUGUGGUUGCACCCUAGGAGAUUUCGACUCUGGUUUCGCCAGAGGUUUUCAUAAUAUAAUACGGUCCUCGCGCCACACAAAAAUGAAAAACCAAUUGUUGUUUUGUCGUUUAAAAUGACAACAUAAAUGGUAGGUACCAAUAAGUAUUACACUUAUUAUACGGCCUACGUCGUAGGUCAACGCGCGUGUUUGGUUUUACUUGUAAUUUUAGUAAACAAACUUUAUGGAAAUAUCCGACCGAAUAUAAAAACGAGUAGGAAGGGUACAUCCAUCUAGAAGAGACCAGCAUCAUAUUAUGCUAUUUUUAUAAGCAUUCGAAAUUUACGUUUUCACGAAAUCCUUCGUAAAUGACAUGUGAUUUGUAGUUGAAAAUCAGUAAAAUUUUCAAUUAAAAUUUCGAAAAUAAAAUAUAUUUUUAUUGACCGUGCACCUCCGCACUGGUAAUCGUUUUAUUUUUGUUUUCAAUGCGAUUUAUUUUCAGUUCGAUUUGUAAUGAAAUCAAAUAAUCGCCAAAUAACACAAUGAUAUUAUAUUUUAUGACUCCCAGCUUAAAUAUUUAAGUUGUACAGGGAGUGUUAAGGUUAGGUUAACCUUAUUUGUUAUAAUAAUACAAUUAAGCAUUAUAGUUUAUCUCACGUAGCAAAUAUUAUGGUGUUGGUGUAUCGCAUCGAGGAAAUAAACUACUGUAUUGUUUUUAGCUAGUUUAAAACUGACCUGUAAUAAAAAAAAUAAUAAAAUAUACUAGUGCGUAAAUCGCACCGCGUCUAUGUAAAAAGUUUAACGCGCAUUUAAAAAAAAAAAAAAAUUAACGUUGAAAAUGCACAAAACAUGCAUUUAAAGUCUCAACAAAUACAAUAUAAAAUUCACUUAAAACGGUUUUUAAUUUCAUUUUUAUAUAUAUGUUGUUGUUUCUGAUAUUACUGAUAAAUCACAAAUAACUAAUCUAAACAAUAUUGCAUUAUUUCAUCGAAUCCUUAUCUUUACCUAACCCGUAUACAGCUUGUGUAAAAUAUAAAUUCGACGUAAAUACAGCCUGUGUAAAAGAAAAAUAUGCGUGUAAAGAUUUUAAUCGACGGAAUUUGAUUAAAACUACCGGAAAAUAUUAUUUAAAAAGUCCAAAAAAUGACCUUAAAAAUUAAAAACGUCAAAAAAUGCAAAAUGAAAGUUUCAUAAAUUAAUUUGUUGUUACAUAAAUCAAAUUCUGUAUUUAGGAAGUUACGUUUUACAAUCGGAUAAAAAAAAAAAAAAAAUGCACUUUCCUACAAAGUCACAGCUCUAUAAUUAUAAUAUAUUCGUAUGCUUUAAUUUUUCUAAAAUGCAUCGGCGCUGCGUGUAUACGAAUUAUAAUAUUUUAAAACCGGGACGGUCGAAUUGCACUUUUUACCUAAAUCAAACGUCCGCACUGCGCUCCGGUAAAAAACGCACGCUAUACAAAUAAAAUAUAAAUACUGUAAUUUUAACGUUUGCCGCUAUCGAGAGUAUUAAUCGGUUUAUCCUGGACGGUAUAGCACUAAAAUAAUAAAAACCAAACCAUGGCCUCAACCAUGACGUUGAGAAUGGUCAGUGAAACUACCGAAAUUGAUGGUAUAAAUGAUUUCAACAAAUUAUAGGAAUACCUAUUUUAUGUAAAUAGUGCGCGUUUGUAUUAUGUGUGUUUCGGUACAAAUUAUUUAAUUUUAACUUGCCAUCGCGACCACUCGGACUCCUAAUUGACAAACCGUUACUUGAAUCCAAGUCCGUAACUGGGGUUAGAGGGGUUUCUCCAAUGGUGCACGUUUGAACGUAAACAAUAACGAGUGAACGGCAGUAAUUUUACCGACACUUAAUCGUAUGCAAGGGUACCGUUAUGAUAUAUCACUUGAAAGGUGAUUAAAUAAACUUGAAAAAUAAAUAAAUGGCGUGUGUUUUUGUUAAUCGGCGUUUUGAAAAAACGAGUUGAUCGUAGGAGAAGAAAACAAAUUGUGUUGAGGUUAUACAUUUUUACAAACAGAAACGGACAAUAGACUUCGUAUAAAAAUAAAAAAAAAAAAACUGUUACUAAAUGUUAUUUAAAAUCUAGUGCUACUCCCUCUCGCCUUAAUUACUGCUACCAUACGAUGCGUUCUUGAGGAAUGCUCGUCCGUUGCGCGACAACAGCAUCUUGAAAAUCGUUGAGGGUUGUUGGGGCAGGUUCGCGUGACCCGCACUCUUCGUUUUAAUCCAUCCCAUCGGGUGCUCGAUUGGGUUUAGGUCUGGACUUCUCGCUGGCCAGUAACAGGACAACAGGGAUCCCGACCUCUUCCGUACAAUUCCUUACAAUUAAUGCGGCUCGGGAACGAGCAUUGUCGUGCAUUAGUAUAGGCCCAUCGCCAACGAAAUCCGCAUAUGGUACCACGCGAUCCUCCAAGAUCUCUGUGAUGUAUCGAUGAGAAGUCAGCGAUCAUUGUCCCCGAGAACCACCGGUCCGGGAAACGCACACAAGCUCGGUCUUGCUAUCGAAUAUGGAAAUGCCGCCCCGGAACACGCAAGAGUCACCCCCCCCCCCCCNCCCCCCCCCAUACUCUGCCGUCUCCUCGUCCGAAAAGAGCACAGUCUUGCGUUGGCCGAGAGUCCGAUUGACGUGUUCACCGGCAAACUGUAACCGUGUUGUUCGCGGUGCUGUGCAGUCGGUUUCGGACCGGCAGCAGGUGUGCGGGCCACGAUUUUCCGUUCUCCUGACCGUAGAGAUGCGAGCUGCGUGCAGUUGCCGUCGCAGCUGUACGGCAUUGGAAAAUCGGUCGCGCGAAGACGCCGGGACAAUGCAACGAGAUCGUCUCUGUCCGUUGUGCAGCGCCGUCCGGGCCCGAUCCACGCCCCCGGAUAAAGCCACCGGUCGUCUCUUGAUAACGUUGGCAAACUCGUCGAACGGCAAAACGGCUCGAGUGUGGUUGCCACGCAACAUCACACCGACGCACCCCCGAUUCCGUUAACGAUUCCACCGCCAUCUUGCGCGGCUUCGUUAGCGGUAGCGUGUCCGUUCAAUGCGUUAUUUUUUGAAACAAUAUUGUUCAAACGGUAUUCACGCACGCCCCUUUCGGCGUUUAGGCAGCGAAUGGCCCGCGUUUGACACUUCCAACCGAUUUUUCCGUAGCCGGAGAAUACGAGAUUAGAUACGAGUAUAUUUAUACAUUUUCCCAAUGUGCCGCCGUAUACUCGGAAUAUGAUUAUCGUUUAUGAAAUGAAACCGCUGUCGGAUAAGAGGUCAUCAGCUGUACUUUCGACUGAUAUCAUUGUUGUUUCGCGUUCAAUGUUUUGGUCCGGGGAAACGCCCGUUUGUGACUUAAUUUUAGAGAUGCGCGGUUUUUGGUGACGCCAAGUGUAGUUGUGUACAUAACGUAUUUACACAAUCUGAUUUAUCCAACUUCGCUCGAGUCGCCUAAUAAUAGCGUACCGAUAUUUUCCGAUUAUUUAUAAAAAUUAAUUGAUCAAUACAGCAGUUUCGAAAAUUACCCGUCACCAAGACGGUUAUUGUGCAACGUAAGCCCAGUUCCUCGUCUAAGUAUCUUGGUUUUCGUAGAUAAAACUAUUAUGGCCGUCUUAAAGUUAUCCAGUGUGACCAGAAUCUGUCAUUUGAUUUUUACAGGAGCGGCGUUUUGACAAGUACCUGUUCAUUUUAUCCAGAAUAUAGUUUGUCAAAAUGUACGCUAAAAGUUUAAAACAGCCCUUGUGGCCACAUUGGACAACUUUGGGACGUUCAUUUUAAUUCUGUCUCGAAAAAAAUAAAACUAAAAUACGUGUGAUCAUUUUCGAACCCGGUUCACCAUGUAUUGUAACCGCAUUGGUCACCGGUAAUCUCCGAAACUGCUCUUGUUGGCGGUUAUACUUCGCCCGUGACCAAAAAAAUGCAAUUUCACAUAAUAUGUAAAAUGAUCUUCAGAUCCGCCACCGAUUAGAGAUAUAAUAAGGACGUGAUCGAGAUGAAGCAAUUACAGUUCACUCCCCACAUAGCAUUAGCAUUGACGCAUAGGUUACAUAUUUCGAGUUUUUUUUUUUUUGAUACAUAUUUGUUUAACUCGUUCGCAAUCCGUUUAAAAUAAUAAUAAUAAUUGUUUCAACAUUUGCAACUUGUGUGACAUUAUAUAGAAUUACAUAUUGGUAUUGAUUAUUUAAUGUAGUAGGUAGGACAGGUACCUCGGUAUAACAUAUUUUGCAGCGCUAUUACAAUAUACAGUUAUGUAAAUAAAACAUUAAUAUUACAAUAUGAACAAAAAAUAAAAACCGUGGCAUAAUAAUUAAUAAUAUGGCACGUUAAUCAUUUAUUAUAGUUCAUUAAUUUAUUGAUGUGUUACGUAGUAGAUAUGGAAAAAUAAAAAAAUAAACGGUUUUUUAACAUUCAGUAAUAUUUUAUUAUAAUUGUUAUGAUUAGGAAAUUUCGCUGUUAGCGGUACAAAUUUUUGUGUACGCGCGUGUGUACCUAAUUGGUACUAUUAUUAUAAUACGUGCAUUUUAAAAUACACGUGAUUCGGUACAGUACGUGGCGCGUUGUGCAGUUUUUUUUUUUUUUUUUUUCAGUUUCGAGUCACAAACGGUACCCAUUGGUAUACAUUGGCAAAGUGUACGGAUUCGAAUAAAUUACGCACUAUUUUGGCCGAUCAUUUAAUGUAUUGAAAUUAAAGUUAAAACUCGGGCUGGCGACAUUGAGUUAUUGAUACCGGUAUUUCGGUAAAUAUCGGUAUGAAACGGCAUACCGAUAUUUAGGUAUUUUCGGUUGUUCAUUACAAUAUUAAAGUUAUCGCGUUAAUUAACACUAAACAUUAUAUUAUAUUAAAAUUAAAAUCAAGCGACGGACCUUACUUUGUCCGUUUGUAAAUAAAAAAAUUAAAUUGAAUUCAUAAAUUAUAACGUAAACGCAUACACAGCUACGAUAUCAUAACAAAUAUCACUACAGUCCAUAACUUUAUAUUAUUUGAAAAAUGAACAGAUACAGGGACAAUCAAACCUGAUAAUCGUAUACACUUAAACGAUAACGAAUUAAAACUCGAUAAAAAUUAUUUCUCAAACCGUAAAUAAAUCUAUAAAUAAAUGUCGUAAAUAAAGAUUAUCUAUUCGGUUUAUUUAGUAAAUUGAAUAACAGAAACAACCCUAAAAUCAAUUGGUUUACCGCUAUACUUAUUUGUUCUCAGUUUACCAGUAUUUCAGUAUUGAGAGUAUAGUUUUUUUCAGUUUUUCUCACACUUCAGACUUUCUCCACAAAUUAAUGCAUAAUAGGGGAGAAGGGUAACACUUUUAUUAUGUAUUGCGUUAGUGGUUUUUUUUGGGGGCUUCAACUUUUAAUUAAGAACUUCUUUCCCCGUCAGUAUUACGCUCGAAUACCAUACGUAUUUUUACAUAAAAUACUGGGCUUUAAACAAUCUUACUGACUGCACAAAUUAAAUAACGUCAAUAAGACGUGUAAGGGGAAGAUUCGACCAUAUAUAGUGAUGAUGGAGCAGUGCUAUUCACGAGUGUUUUUUUUAAAUAACUAUAAUUGUUUAAACUAUAAAUUUUAAUACUUCAAAAAACACCGAUGAGAUUGUUUUCAAAAUUUGGUCGUUUAAAUGUCGUAUAAUAUUGAUGUUUUAUAUCUAAAACCAAUUGCCGUUUGUUUCACACGAUCACAUUUUUGCUAUACUGCCCGAAGCUUUAAAACAAAAACAGAUGCAGAGACGCAAAUGUCUCCGUGUGACGUCUUAAUAAAAUAGUAAGUAAUACGGUCCACGGUUCUUGACCUAUUUUUUUUAUAGGCGUUGUACAAUUAUGAUAAAUAAACGUACAAUAAUAAAUAUUAUGUUUUUACUUAUAAGUAGGCACAAUUUAUUAUUGUACCGCAUAGUGUAUACUCAUGUCCAUGUGUUAAUUUGGUUUUUAAUAAAUAUAUAUGAAAAAAUUGUUGUUUUUACACUUUUUCCUGCAGAUAUAAGAUAAACCGUUUGUUUAUUAUAAUUAGUUAGGUACUUAUAUACUUGUUAUCUAUUUUAUUUAACUUAGUUGUACCGCUUAUUAGUAUUUGUUUAUAUCGAUUUAAUAUCAAACUCGUUUUGUAUUUUCAUAAUAUAUAGUUAUUCGAUAAUACUUAAAUACUUUUACCCAACGAAAUAAUUAAAAAUGCCGUAAAUUAUGAAUGAUUAAUGGUACAAUCGUUUAGCAAAAUAUUUACUUACAAUAAAAUAACAUAAUUAUAGGUAUAAUUGACUGAAAUACGAAGUUCAAUUGAGAAAUACUUAAUACAUAAUAAUAUGUACCUACUAUAUUUUACGAUAAGAUUAUAUAUGUAGGUAAUAGUUAUUAUUCAAAUAUGUGUUAUGCACGUUGAGAAUAAUAUAUGAAUAACAAUAAUAAGUUUAGAGUAAAAAUGCGUGAAGCCGAGAAUGGCGAGAGCCGCCUCCAGCAUAAAGUGAAAUGAGAACAUAUUAUUAUGGUAUGAACCAUAUAUAAUAUGGACUAUCAAUAUUGAAUUCAAUUAUUAUACCGGUAUGAAAAAACAAAACCAAACGAUUUCGCACCUGCCAAUUUCAUAAUGUUGAAAUACAAAUUUCAAUUUAAGUAUGAUAUUCCAUGUUAGAUCGAACUACAAUGAACUAAUGAGUGUACGGUUUAUACUGUAACUAUAUAUUAUUAUAUAAUACACUUGAUAUCGAUGUGUAUAUUAUAUAGGAACAGAUGUAAUAAGUUAGGUCAAGUACAAUGAGUGAUUUUUAAAUACUUAUAUUAUUUUAAUGUUUUUUUUUUUUUAUUUUUUUAGGUGGCAAAAUACCGGGCGUUCGAUACCUACAGAGUUUUCUGUUGUUCCUAUGUCUCUUUUCGGCUUACUUGUUGCGCGUUAG